Messenger RNA from Triplophysa rosa, 1405 nucleotides. Its product is annotated as polyunsaturated fatty acid 5-lipoxygenase-like. NCBI's taxonomy places the organism in Eukaryota, Metazoa, Chordata, Actinopteri, Cypriniformes, Nemacheilidae. Gene Ontology annotation, molecular function: metal ion binding; arachidonate 5-lipoxygenase activity; protein binding. Gene Ontology annotation, cellular component: nuclear envelope. The record is from RefSeq and is a predicted model, not a curated record. Gene Ontology annotation, biological process: linoleic acid metabolic process; lipid oxidation. The coding region runs from base 44 to 1405 and encodes 453 amino acids. The transcript is spliced from 11 exons.
AAAAGAGGUGUCGCUCACUCACCUGUAGAGCAAACCUACAUACAUGAUGGAGUCAAAACGGGCAUGCACAGAAAAUGGAGCUCAUUAUGCAGCCACAAAGCAGUACAAGGUGUUGGUGUCUACUAAUGGAAAGAAUGUGAGCCAUUUUUCCCUGACACUGGUGGACUCAAACAAUCAGAGCAGUGAGACAACCUGGGUGACAAAAUCAUGGACUGAUAUGUUUUAUGGAUUGGGAAAGGCUGCAGUGGACAAGUUCAGGGGCCUGUUUCAGAAAGGAGGAUUACUGACAACUGAGAUCACUAUUUACAUCAAUGUAGAGAAGGACCUUGGAGACAUUGUGCAGGUGAAAAUUGAAAAGGACAAUACUCCAUGGUUUUGUAAAUAUGUCCGAGUGAAAUCUCCCUCUGGAAAGACCUUUGAGUUCCCCUGUUAUGGCUGGUUAGAAAAAACGGAAGUGGUGAUCAGAGAGGGCAGUGCUCGAUUGCCUCAGGAUGACACCAACAUUUUUAAAAAGCAAAGACAAGAAGAACAUAAAUUUGGAAAGAAAAAAUUCAGAUGGACACAGAGCCGCAAAGGCUUCCCUCUGAACCUAGAUGCCAAACUGGAUCAACUGCCUUUAGAUGUUCAGUUUGAUGAAGAUAAAACAUCGGAGUUUAACUGGAAUAUCGUAAAUGUGCUGUUGAAAGGAGCCAAUGACAAGCUUAAAAGUUAUUUUCAGUCCUGGGAUAAAAUAGCACAUUUUGAAGCGAUAUUGGCAGAUUGGGACAUCAAGAAGACUCUUCUAGUGAAUGUGAUGGAAGACUGGAAUACGGAUUACAUGUUUGGCUAUCAGUUUUUAAAUGGCUGCAAUCCUGUCAUGAUCAGCAAGUGCGUGAAUCUUCCAGAGUCAUUUCCAGUCACACAUGAGAUGGUGGAGGGCUCUCUGCAGAGAGGUUUCACCUUACAAGAGGAAUUAGAGAAGGGAAACAUCUACAUAGCGGAUUAUAAAAUCUUGGAGGGAUUGAAAGCCAAUAAGACACGCAAAAACACCCAGUGCUACUUGAGUGCACCCAUCUGCCUUCUGUACAGCAACAGACUGGACCAAAUUGUGCCAAUUGCCAUUCAGCUCAGUCAAACACCAGGGGAAAGGAGCCUGAUCUUUCUGCCAAAUGAUAAUGAACACGAUUGGAUGCUUGCCAAGAUGUGGGUAAAGUCUUCAGACUUUAUUGUACACCAGCUGGUCACACACCUUCUCAAGACACAUCUGAUAUCAGAGGUUUUUGAAGUAGCCAUGUACAGACAGCUUUCUACCGUCCACCCAGUAUACAAGUUACUGAUACCUCAUGUCCGUUUCACAAUUGCAAUCAAUGCACGAGCCCGUGAAAAUCUCAUCAGUGAAGAUGGGGUCUUUAGCAAGGUACUGUAG